AUUUUGAACGCAGAGCAGAGAAAAGAACAGACAAUGUUUUGUUUGUCAUUUACCUAGCUUGCUUGCGUUAUUUAAACGAAGUUAUUUUGUGAAUAGUUUUGUAGUUUAGUUUUCUUUCCAUUUCAUUAUCUUUAUAUAAAAUGUCUACAAUAAAAGAUAUAGCAGAUGUUGAUCUUUAUGCCGUUCUAGGUUUACAGAUCACAGCUACAGAAUCAGACAUAAAGAAAGCUUACCGCAAGAAAGCAUUGCAAUGCCAUCCUGAUAAAAACCCAGAUGAUCCCAAAGCUGCAGAAACAUUUCAUGAGUUAUCCCGAGCUCUAGAAAUUUUAACAGAUGUUUCAGCUAGAUCAGCAUAUGAUAAAGUCCUUAGAGCUAAAGAAGCAGCGAAAAUUAGGCAUCAAGAAUUAGAUAGUAAAAGACAAAAGUUAAAAGAAGAUUUAGAAAGGCGGGAAAGGGAAGCAACUACAGGGCAGAAGGUCAACUUAACAGAUGAACAAAAGCUAGCUGCUGAAAUCCAACGUUUGCAAAAAGAAGGUAGUCAACUUCUUCAAGAAGAGCAACAAAAAGUGAAGGAUGAAAUUCAAAGAAGGUUGGGAAAGCUAUCUCAACCUGUUUGGGACUCUAGUCUGAAUAGAAUAAAAAUCAAAUGGAAAGUUGAUAAAAGUGAUAAAAACAAUGGUGGUUAUGAUGAGCAGCUGUUGAGGAAAUUUCUUAAAAAAUAUGGUGAUAUUGUAGCUCUUAUAAUAUCCCCUAAAAAAAAUGGUAGUGCCUUGGUGGAAUUUGCAUCAAAAGAAGCCUCUGAAAUGGCUGUGGAGCUGGAAAAAGGUUUGGCAGAUAACCCUUUAAGUUUGAAGUGGCUUAAUGGAAAACCUGUGUUGACUACAAAAAGAGAUGUGGGAGGACCAUCAUUAGUUUCCGAUAGAGAUUAUGAAUCCUUAGUACUAACAAAAAUGCGCCAAGCAGCAGAAAGGCAAAGAAUAAUAGAGGAAAUGUUAAAAGAAGACAAAGAGCAAUGAUACUAUUCAUAGAAAUAAGAAUAAUUA
Messenger RNA from Chilo suppressalis (striped riceborer), 1043 nucleotides. NCBI's taxonomy places the organism in Eukaryota, Metazoa, Arthropoda, Insecta, Lepidoptera, Crambidae. The record is from the annotation of a GenBank genome assembly.